CACAACUACCACCGCAUACAAUCCACCACCUAUUCCACAACUUGUCGGCCUUGCAGCACAGGAAGCAGCAAAAGAGACAAGGAUCCCAUCGACACUCGUUAAACUCCUACUUUGCACUGCCCGCCUGCCCUCCCUCGGCCUUCGCCCAUUUCGCAAAGUGGCUCACGACUGCAUUGUUCAUCAACCAACUGCAGCAGCACUCUCUCCCCACUUUUAACCACAUUGCCUACACCCGACCCGAAAUCACAAGCACUUGCAUAGGCCUCCACACCCUAAGCCCCCAAGUCGAGCCAACAUGGCCAUCGACGACGCAGUACCCGCAGCAGCCGCAACAGGCGCUUCAACCCCGGUUCCAAAGGGCCCGUCACCGCCCUUGUCGACAGACAGCCGGAGGACCAGUAGUCGCCGCUCACCCACAAAGCAGCAGCCACCCCAACCACAGACGCCCGCGAGAUCCACGCGCUCACUAUCAGGCAAGGCAUCGAGCGAGAACCCCCAGAACCCAUCGACCCCAGCGUCUGCAUCACGCCUAAAGUCGGAGACCAAGAAGCGAAAGCCGACGUUUGUGACAUGCCUCACCUUCCCCGAGGUCGGUUCCCAGCCCACAACCAUCGUCAAGGAGGAGCCCGACGCUGGCGGGCGCUCGCAGCGCAAGUCCAAAGUCGAGGCAAUGAACAAGAUUGACCGUGCGGGCACUCCUACCGCCGUCGCGUCCGCUCCGGCCGCCACCUCGUUUGUGCCCCCACCGCCGCCGCCAGCAGGCCCGUCCGUGUCGCGCAACCCGCUCAAGAAGCCGCAGGUGGUCAACCCUCCGUUCGACAUCCACUCGGUCCGUACCUCAGCCCCGAGCGACCCCGGACCCACGAACGAGCCUCGUCUCUUCGACCUCCCCACCUGCCCCGAGUACAGGCCCACCUCCGACGAGUUCCGAGACCCUAUGGCGUACAUUGAGUCCAUCGCGCCAGAGGCGAAGAAGUACGGCAUCUGCAAGAUUGUCCCCCCAGAAGGAUGGCAGAUGCCCUUUGAACUCGACACCGAGUCGUUCCGCUUCAGGACGAGAUUGCAGAGGCUCAACUCGAUUGAGGCGGCGUCAAGAGCAAAAAUCAACUUCCUGGAGCAGCUCAGCAUGUUCCACAUGCAGCAGGGAGACUCGAAGGCGCACAUCCCCGUCAUUGAUCGCAAGCUCUUGGACCUCUGGAGGCUGCGCAAGGAGGUCAACAAGCUGGGUGGCAUCGACGAGGUCAACCGCCUCAAGGCCUGGACAAAAAUCACAGAUCUCUUGGGGUACAAUACGACGUCUUCACCGCAGGUCAAAGCGGCCUAUACACGCAUCAUCCUGCCAUUUGAGCUCUUUGCUCUGCGUGCGAAGAACUCGCCAGACUCCCCGUUAACCCCCCUCCCUCAUGCUAGCGCGAAUGGGAAACAGCACUCGGCACCGCCUGCCUCGGGCAAGAUGUCCCCUGGCACACCGACGACUGCACCGCAGGGUCGCAUGAAUGGCAUGCGCCCUUCUCCGCGCACGUCGCCCCGCGGGCGGAUGGGCUCGCUGUCGUCCGCCCCUUCAGUUCUCAACUCCAUGGCAACGGGCGCUGAGGCUGGACCGUCGUCUACAUCCGCAUCCGGCGCACUCGGUCCAGCGGCCAAGAUUCGAAUCACGAUUCCGGCUGGCAUGGGCCAGGCCAAGGCUAGCAGUAGUCGCAGCAGCGAUACUGAGCUGAGUGAACUCACCGAAUUGAGUGAUGUCGAGUCUUCGAGAUCUGGCUCCAACACCUCAUCGCCAGAUGGCCCGACCAAAUAUGAAAAGGGAGAGGUUUGCGAGAUCUGCGGCCUUGGAAAUCACGCCUCCAAGAUCCUUCUUUGUGAUGGAUGCGACCGCGGUUUCCACACGUACUGCUUGGAUCCACCACUAGCGUCUGUUCCAGCAAACGACGAGUGGUUCUGCACAGCGUGCCUGCUCGGAACAGGUGACGACUACGGCUUUGAUGAAGGCGAAGACCACUCCCUCCCGACCUUCCAGGCCCGAGAUGCGGCUUUCACAGAAGCCUGGUUCAACAGAUUUGCCCAGAACCACUCCACCCCAGGACGGUUCUCGCGCCAGGUCGGCAAUAUCUCUGUCAGCGAAGCAGAUGUAGAACGCGAGUUCUGGCGCCUUGUGGAGAGCCAGGACGACACCGUGGAGGUGGAAUACGGUGCAGACGUGCACUCGACUACACACGGUAGCGCCGCACCAACCCUCGAAACCAACCCCACGAGCGCGUUUGCUCACGACCCCUGGAACCUGAACAACAUGGCCAUUGUUCAGGACUCGCUGCUGCGAUACAUCAAGUCUGAUAUUUCGGGCAUGACGGUUCCUUGGAUCUACGUCGGCAUGCUCUUCUCGACCUUCUGCUGGCACAAUGAGGACCACUACACGUAUAGUGUCAACUACAUGUUCUGGGGCGAAACCAAGACGUGGUACGGUGUUCCUGGAGCCGAUGCGCACAAGCUCGAGGCGGCCAUGAAGGGCGAGGCACCAGAGCUGUUUGAGCAGCAACCAGCAUUGCUCUACCAGCUGGUGACAAUGAUGAACCCCGGCCGGUUGAAGCAGGAGGGCGUCGAUGUCUACGCUUGUGACCAGCGACCAAACGAGUUUGUCAUCACCUUCCCCAAGGCGUACCACUGUGGCUUCAACCACGGCCUCAACUUCAAUGAGGCGGUCAACUUUGCCUUGCCUGACUGGCUUCCUGAGGGCAAGGAGUCGGUUGUCUGUUACAAGCAGCAUUCCAAAGCUCCCGUUUUCUCGCACAACGAGCUGCUGAUCACCAUCACGCUGUACUCAGACACCAUCAAGACGGCUCUAUGGCUGCAGGACUCGCUCAAAGGAAUGGUUGCGGACGAGAACGCUCGCCGGACGCGGCUGCGAGAGGCAGUACCCGAUCUGAAGGAGUCGCUGGUCGAAGAGGACGUUCCUGAGGAGCAGUACCAGUGCUGCGUGUGCAAGGGCUUCUGCUACCUCUCUCAGGUGACUUGCACCUGCACCAAGCUUGUGACAUGUUUGGAUCACGGGGAGCUCCUUUGCAACCACGACUGGUCGACCAAGAUACUCCGAAAGCGUUUCUCCGAGAAUCAGCUGGAAGAUAUCCUGGACGCCGUUGUCGCGCGAGCCUCGCAGCCUGAACAGUGGCAGGCACGCUUGGACUCUCUGCUUGAUGUUGCUCGUCCGCCACUCAAGGCCAUUCGACAGCUUGUGACCGACGGAGAGCGCAUCGCAUACCCAUUGCCCGACCUCGACGCGUUGCGGCAGUUCUCUACUCGUGCCUCCGCCUGGGUCGACCGCGCCAUCGCCAUUGGAACGCGUAAGAGCACUGGACGACGCCGCAAGGGCCGCCAGAGCGAGGGCGCAGAUGAUGAGGACGUCGAUCGCAGCCCUGAAGGCAUCAAGGCUCUCCUUGAUGAAGCGGAGCGCUUGGCCUUUGAUGCCCCGGAGAUCCUUCAGCUUAAGCAAACGCUUGCCUCCAUCGACAGUUUCCGCGCCCAGGCUCACGAGAUUCUCAACACACCCGACUCGGAGCUCACCUACCAGCAGUGUGAGACGGCCAUCAUUCUCGGCGAAAGCCUCAAUGUGGAGCUUCCAGAGGUCGCGUCACUGUCCACCAUCGCCGCGCGUCUGGAGUGGUACCACAAGGUCGAGGAGGAGGUCGACGACCGGGCGUUGCAGUACAGUGACAUCGUCAACCUUCUCGACGACGCGGAGCGGUUUGGCAUCCCCCAGGACCAUCAUGCGGUCCUUGAACUCCGGGCGCGCGAGCAGAAGGGUGCGCAGUGGAAGCACAAGGUCGACAACCUCCUGUCCUCGCAUUCGAUUGCAAUUAGCGACAUCAGCAACUUGAUCGAGGGACAGGAGUACACGCCUACUUCGCUCGAGACCAUGCGCAACCUUGAGAACAUGCGCAAGACCGCUCUGCAUUGGCAGACGACGGCCAACUCGAUUCUCGUUUCGAACGGAUCCAUGGCAUCCGCACAACGACUCGUCAAGGCUGUAAAGGCCUCCCAUGGCCCCCUUCAGCGCAUUCACAUUCCCGAGGUGACCAAGUUGCAAGGCGAGCUCGACUUUAGUGCCAAGUGGCUCAAGGAGGUCUCCGAGUACAUCAACGUGCCGGUCAACAAAGUCAACGCGUCGCUGUCCACUCUGCUCUCGGAGAUCGAGGGACACCUUGACCCGGAUGACGAUUAUCCAAACAGCCAGCACUCUUGCUUCUGCCGUGACGCUCCGACUGCCACCAUGGUCGUGUGUCAGACUUGCAACGGAUCGUAUCACCCCAAGUGUGUGGGUGUAAGCGCCACGAGCGCCCGUGCAGUCGCCACUGCGAGCGAGACAUUCCGCUGCCAGAUGUGUGAGAACCUGCAGUACGAUGACCGCCCAUCAUUGAAUACCCUCGGCGGCUAUGCGGACCCUGUCAAGUGGGCCUUUGUCAUCCGGCCCCCAGAGUUUGGGCUCCUGGAGACGACACUGGCCAUGGUGGUGCGCUAUUGCUCGCUGCUCGUUCCUCACAUCGACCCGUACAAGGUCGGAACAAAGGUCAAUGUCGAGCAGGUGUGCCACUUCCUCCGCAAGAUGUGGACCCUGCCCGUUGUUCUCGACGCGGUCAACAGGACCGACAACGAGCACGUCGUCUUCGAAGAGUGGCUCUACCGACGCCUCCGCGAGGGCCUGUCAAACGGCGUGUCAAACGGCAAGGUCGCCAGAACUCGUGCUCGGAGACCAAAGUUCCAGGUCAACGGCGUUUACCCGAAAGAGUUUGCUUGCCUGUGUGCCGGGGUGCCGCCACUUGACGCCCUGCUCACAGUGGAGUGCUCCAAAUGCGCACAGGGCUUCCACCUGUCGUGUGCCAAGGCCCCGCUGAGCGCAUUGCAGGGUACGCCUUGGCGCUGCCCCUUCUGCACGGUCAAGGACGGCAAGCCACCCAUCAAGGGCGUUGACCUCCGUAUCCAGAUGGAGGCCAAGGUCGGCACCGACGACUUCGUCGACUGGCGCAAGACGAUGGCCACGUAUGCCGAAGACCCUAUCGUCGUUCGCAUGCCGCCCAACCCCGACGCUGUGGUGCUCAUCUGCCACCGGUUCUUCCCGCCCGCGCUUCCAGACAACUUUGAGCGACCAGUCUGGGUUGAGCCGGAGGAGACGGACGGAAGGCGGAAGCGCAGGAAGACGGACCCGGCGCCACAGGCUGCUGCGGCGCCGAAGGUCGCACCGCCAGCCCCGGUUGCUCCACCACCUCCCACGGUGCAGCACCGCGACGCACCUCCGAACAAACCUGUUCCAGAGCGCCUACCGCACCAUGCGAACGGUACUACUAGUGCCCCAGUCGCCCAGGCUGCCGCCCCCGCCCGGCCCCUUCACCCCGCUGUCGUCGCCGCCGUCAACGGCGGUGCAUUCAACAGUCCUCCGCCAAACCCGGCCCCGCACAGCCAUCUCCUCCCACCACCACCCUCCUCGCACCAGCCACCUCCGCACCAGUCGGCUCCGCAUCCCUCUCAGAACCUCCCAGCGCAAAAUGUGCGCCAGAACGGCCGUUACUAUUACCCCACGCACUCGAUUGUGCCGUGGCAGAAUAGCGACAUGUUCUCCCAGUUCCAAGUGGCCGCUGGUGCAGGUGGUGCGGGCGGCGCAGGCGGCCCCUCGCCGCCACGCAACAACACGCACUCACAUUCGCCCCCGGGAACCGGAUCCCCCGACCACCCACGCACCGACGGGCCUCUGCCACCCGCCCGUCUGCCCCCUCCUCUCUCUGCGGAGCCUGCGGUCCCCACACUACCAGCCAAGCGUCCCCACCAUGCCCUCGAGGACGCCGCUGCGUCCAUUCCGGCGACUCUCCCGCCUGCACCCAUCGCCCACAGAUCGCCCCCGGCGGCUGCUGCUGACGUCGCUGGCCCGAGAUAGACGUCUCCCACCCCGCCAAUACUACAUUCACUUACCUUGCAGCCCAUGCUGGCUGCCCCCAUUGUCAUCGCGUGUUUCUAGUGUCCACUCACAGAGUGAUAUCAACGAUGCCUGUUCAUAUCUCAUAGGAGGAGUUGUGUGGCAUGUACUAGUACUUCUGAG
Molecule: messenger RNA, 6079 nt
Organism: Vanrija pseudolonga
Lineage: Eukaryota; Fungi; Basidiomycota; Tremellomycetes; Trichosporonales; Trichosporonaceae
Gene: Kdm5a
Product: Lysine-specific demethylase 5A
Exons: 5
Coding region: 296-5917 (1873 amino acids)
Biological process (GO): chromatin remodeling; regulation of DNA-templated transcription
Cellular component (GO): chromatin; nucleus
Molecular function (GO): DNA binding; histone H3K4me/H3K4me2/H3K4me3 demethylase activity
Source: RefSeq, a predicted model, not a curated record